CUAAAGCGGAGUUUCCGGUGACUGGGUGUAGUUUGCGUCGAAGCUUUGGUUCGACAGUAUUUUUAUUAUUCUGGACUUGUAUCUGUGCUAUUGGGUGACUUGUUUGGAAGCGAUUUUGGUUCUACUAUACACGAACCAGAUGCAUCAUUUAAAGAGGUACCGAUCUCCUGAACGUGAUGGUGGCUAUGGCUACAGUAUACACAGGCGAAAAAGGCGGCGUUCUCCCAGCAGUGAGCGGGAUAGAAGAUACAGGAAUGACGAUUACUGGGAUAGGCCACGGAGGACUAGGUCUCGUUCAAGGUCAAGAAGGUCUAGGUCCAGAAGUACUGAGAGAAAUUCCUAUCACCCAAAUUAUGAGUUUCAUCACAUGGAUGGAUACAGGAAUGAUAGAGAUUACGGUCACAGAUGUUAUAAAGAUGACUAUUCCCCUUCACGGUCACUUGAAAGGAAGAGAACAUGGAAGAGAGAGAGCUACAGAAGUAGGAGACGUACCAGACGACGCAGACAGCAUAGAACAAGGUCCUGUAGCCGCUCAUCUUCGAGAAGCCGUCAGAGUAGUAAACGUGCCAAGAGUGUGGAGGAUGACAAAGAAGGCCACCUGAUGUAUCAGCUUGGCGAUUGGCUACAAGAAAGAUAUGAAAUUGUUGGUAAUCUAGGAGAAGGGACAUUUGGAAAAGUUGUUGAAUGUGUAGAUCAUUGUAGAAGUAACUCACGAGUUGCCUUAAAAAUAAUUAAAAAUGUGGAAAAAUACCGUGAAGCAGCUCGUUUGGAAAUUAAUGUUUUGGAGAAAAUAAAUAAAAAAGAUAGAGAUACGAAAUGUUUGUGUGUGCUGAUGUCUGACUGGUUUGAUUAUCACGGACAUAUGUGCAUUGCUUUUGAAUUACUUGGGAAGAGCACUUUCGAUUUUCUGAAAGACAACAACUAUAUGCCAUAUCCAGUUCGUCAUGUCAGGCACAUGGCAUUCCAGCUUUGCCAUGCCUUGAAAUUUUUACAUGACAGCCACUUGACUCAUACUGAUCUGAAACCUGAAAAUAUUUUGUUUGUGAACUCUGAUUUUGAUAUGAUGUACAACGUUGACAAGAAGUGUAAUGAGAAGCUGCUAAAGGAUUCCAGUAUCAGAGUAAUUGAUUUUGGAAGUGCAACCUUCGACUAUGAACAUCACACCACGAUAGUUGCGACCCGCCACUAUAGACCGCCAGAGGUGAUUUUAGAAUUGGGCUGGUCCCAGCCAUGCGAUGUUUGGAGUAUAGGCUGCAUACUGUUUGAAUAUUAUCGAGGCUUCACUCUUUUUCAGACCCAUGACAAUCGAGAGCAUUUAGCUAUGAUGGAACGAAUACUGGGACCACUUCCUGCAUAUAUGGUUCGUAAAACCAGAAAGCAGAAGUACUUUCACCGGGGAGCUCUUCGAUGGGAUGAGGACACUGUGGAUGGAAGAUAUGUUGCAGAGAAUUGCAAAUCUUUAGAGAGUUACAUGUUACUUGGAUCCGAAGAGCACAAGCUACUUUUUGAUCUGUUAAGGAGAAUGUUAGCAUAUGAGCCAUCGAGGAGGAUAACUCUUUCAGAAGCCCUGAAGCAUCCAUUCUUUAGUGCACUAACCCCCGAAGAACAAAUGGUCUGCAAGAGAGAUUCUAGUCGUGAUUUGAGCAGAUGACAUACAGCAAAGAAAAAUACAAGAUGAAAUGUAGCAUAAUGUUUUCCACAGGUCUGCAAAGAAGGGGACACUGCAAUAUUUUUAUAAUAUAUUUAUUAAGCAAGAUGUUUAAUUUGUAACAUCGAAUACCAUUUUAUGUUGGUGAUACUGACAACUCUGUGUAUAUAGUAAGGUCUGAGGUGUGCGACACCUUAUAAACUUACAUGUAAAUAACUUGUGAAUAUUUUCUAUGUAGAAUUUACAGGAAAAGAAUUCUAUGUAUGGGUUGCUGAAGCACAUGUUUUCUUCACUGCAGAAAUAUUUAACAAUGAUGUAAAGAUACUGCCAAGAAAUUUCAUAUGAAUUUGAUAUUUUAACUAUGCUACUUUGCUAAGCACGAUACAACUUUGCCAGAAGAUUUCAGUGCAAGACACCCAAAACUAUUCAGAUUUAAGUUUUAUUAAAAAAAUUGUGCUGA
Protopterus annectens (West African lungfish) is the source of this 2108-nucleotide messenger RNA. It is a transcript of the gene CLK3, whose product is annotated as CDC like kinase 3. The transcript has 13 exons. Gene Ontology annotation, molecular function: ATP binding; protein kinase activity. Gene Ontology annotation, biological process: protein phosphorylation. The coding region runs from base 140 to 1651 and encodes 503 amino acids. Lineage: Eukaryota; Metazoa; Chordata; Ceratodontiformes; Protopteridae. The record is from RefSeq and is a predicted model, not a curated record.